AUGGCAAAUAAGGACGAAGAACAACUUCUACAAGAUGCAUCAACAUUACUAAUGUUUGCUAAUGUAGCAGCUCAACAGCAACUGAAUCAAAGUUCUCCAAAUUCAACUUUAUUAUCACCACCUUUAAAUAAUAAUAUUCAACCAGUUAAUAAGAAUAUUUCACCACCACAACAAUUUCAAAAUAUAUUAACUGAUCAAUCAUCUAACCUAUCAAAACCUUCACCAUUACCACUACCACCACCGCCACAACAACAACAACAACAGCAACAACAGCAACAACAGCAACAACAACAGCAACAACAACAUCAUCAACAACUUCCUCAUCAAUUACCACAACUACCAUCACAACAACAACCUCAACCUUCACCACCUCAACUCCAGUCGCAAAUACAAAUACAACCACAGAUACAUCAUCAUCAACAACAACAACAACAUCAACAACAACAACAACAACGACAAUAUCAUACUCAAUCAAUACAACAAAUUACUCCAAAACAACCUCAUAAUAUAAUAAAUCCUCAAGAAAUACAGCCGCAGCCGGUUCUGCAAGCUUUACCAAUUCUUAAAUCUCAACCUUCAAAACCUUCAAGAAAAAGUUCAAUAAGUAUAAUGAUGAAUACUCCUGAAACUAAUUCUACUGAAAAUAUUUCAAAACCUAUAGAUAAUAAACCAAAUUUAGAGAUUAGUAAACCUACAAUUAAACCAACAACUAAACCAAAAGAUAAAUCUUUAUCUCCUGGUGCAAAAUAUGAAAGAGGUAUAGAUUUAAGAAAAAAAGAAAGAGAUAGUAAUAAUGCAAUGAUUGCAGCAGCAGCUUUAACUGCAGCAGCAGAUAUUCCAUUUCCCUUAAAAGAACAACAAAUUAAAAUAUCAAAAGAAGAAAUUAAACCAGUAAUUGUUGAAAAAGUUGAGAAACAAGUAGAGAUUGAAAAAGAGGUCCCACCACAAUCACAACCAACAAAAGAACCUGAGGAAGUUAAAAAGACGGUAAUAACUAAAACAGUUGAAGAACUUCCUCCAUUAUCAUCAUAUCAGGUAGAUGCAGAUUCUGGUUUAAUUGGUUGUAUUUGUGAAUUGGAAGAUGAUGAUGGAUUUACUAUACAAUGUGAUGUUUGUUUUAGAUGGCAACAUUGUGUAUGUAUGGGUUAUGAAAAUGGAGAUGAAGUACCAGAAGAUGAAUAUAAAUGUUAUUAUUGUGAUCCUCAAAAAUGGGGGAAAUUUGAUCCAUUAAUUGCAAGAGAAAAAACAUUACUCAGAUUAGAAAAUGAAAAAAUGGAUCAAGAUGAAAAAGAAAAAGAAAAAUUAGAGGUUCAACAAAACAAUGAAAAAAUAACUGACGAAGUUGAGAAAAAAGAAAUUAAUGUAAAUAAAAGAAAACAACUGAAUUCAGAUAAAGCAGAAAAAAAAAGAAAAUCUGAAGAUAAAGGAACAUCACCUAUACUACCGGACUCUACUAAUGAAUUACAGCAACCAUUCCAACAAACACCACUUCCACCACCACAACAACCAGAAUAUGAUGAUUUACCAAAUAAAAAUAAUGAACUAUUAGAAGAUGGAAUGACAGCAGAGUCAUAUCAAUCUGUUUAUUACACAUUAAAAGAUAAUGAUUAUAAAAGGAAAUCAGUCAAGAAUUAUUUAACAAAUUUAGGUAAAGAAAUGUCACUAACUACAGAAAAUAGUAAUAUAGAAGUUAUGUCAUUAAAUAAAUUCAAAUCUUUACAAUUGAGUCAAGUUAUUAGACCAAAAUAUUUAAAAUAUCUUUCAGAGAAUAACAAACUUAAAAAGAAAUUAUUUAAUCAAACUAAAGUCGAAGUAAAAUCAUAUGCUGAUAAUCAAAAACAAAAAUUUAACGGAAUAUCGAAAUUAUCAUUAUUUAUAAGUUCAAAUGAAUUAACUACUAUACCGGAAGAUACUCCAAUAAUUGAAUAUCUUGGAGAAAUUGAUUUUUUCAAAAAUUAUGUUCAAGAUAGUAUAAAUCAAUAUCAAUUAUGGGGAACAACAAAGCCAAAAGUUUUAAAAACUUCUUUAGAUGUUGGUGAUAGAUCUGUAAACCUUAUUAUGGAUUCAAGAUUUGUUGGUAAUGAAAGUAGAUUCAUUAGAAAAUCAUGUUUAUCAUCAUCAAAUGUUAAAAUAAAACCAAUUUAUAUACCAGAACAGAAUAAAUUUAGAUUUUUAGUUGUUACAUCAAAACCAAUAAUUUUAAAAGAUGAUUCAACUAUGGAAGAAUUAAGAUUACCAUGGGAUUGGGAUAUAAAUCAUCCUAUAUUAAAAAUUUCAAAUGGUAAUCAAACAAAAUUUGAAAAUUUAACAAAUGAUGAAAAAUCUGCUUUAAUUACUUAUGUUGAUAAUAUUUUACAUUUUGUUGAAUGUGGUUGUUCAACUUUUACAAAUUAUAAUAAUUGUGCUAUAUUUAAAAUUAAAAAGGCAACAAGUUAUUUAAUGAGAUCAACUAGAAAAGCUUCAAGUAUAAGUAAUAUUAAUUUAACUAAAAAUAAAGAAGAAUUAGUUAUACCAAAACCUGAGAAGCAUUAUAUAAGUUGGGAUGAAAGAAUGAAAGAUAGGGAUUUGGUUCUUCAAAAUGAGUUAUUAAAUAAAAAGAAAGCACCACAAGAAUCACAAACAGAUGAACAAUUACCAAAUCAAGAAACUGAAGUAUUUAACAAAGAUAAUGAUCAAAUGAUAAUAGAUGAAGAAAAUCAAGUAAAAAAAUUAGAAAAACCAGUAAUUCUUUUAAAAUUUCCAUAUAAACAACAAUUAAUAAUGCAAGCUAGAGUUGUAAAACCCAUUGAUUCAAUGGAUAUUGAUGACCCAGAAGAUCCAAAAGAACAAACAAUAGACCAAGAAGAAUCCGAAGAUGAUAAUAUUAUACCAAUUCCAAUUGUUACAAGACAAAAACCAACUAAAAAAUUAUCAUUUGCUGAUUAUAUGGGUCAUGGAGUAUUUAAAAAAUAA
Molecule: messenger RNA, 2952 nt
Organism: Lodderomyces jiufengensis
Lineage: Eukaryota; Fungi; Ascomycota; Pichiomycetes; Serinales; Debaryomycetaceae
Gene: SET3
Product: histone-binding protein
Exons: 1
Coding region: 1-2952 (983 amino acids)
Source: RefSeq, a predicted model, not a curated record